Messenger RNA from Monascus purpureus, 3582 nucleotides. The record is from the annotation of a GenBank genome assembly. NCBI's taxonomy places the organism in Eukaryota, Fungi, Ascomycota, Eurotiomycetes, Eurotiales, Aspergillaceae.
AUGGCCCCGCCGCAGAGGUCUUCCUCCUCGCGACGCAAUGGAUCGCACCGUGCACAACGAGAGUCCUCCAGACGACGCCGGGAUAUUGAAUCGGGGCCCUAUGCCGACUUUCCUUCCACCUCAUCCGCAAAUCGACACCAUACCAGGGACUCUAACACGCAAAGAGCGAGGGAUGCAGACGAGGAAAUGAUGUAUGGGGAAGAUUUCGGGCGCCACAGGUCCUUCGUGAGACCAGAUCGAGGUCGUAUUGACCCAGAUCACCCCAACUACCACUACCACCAGCAGUCUCAUAAUAUGCCCACAUACCCGUCGACGACCGGCCACGAUCCAGCCCUGGAUGACGAUGAAGAGCAGGAGAGCACUAGUUUACAAACCUUCGAAGUCACCACCAAAGAUACUAUGGCUGCCGACCAUGGAAACAUUAAUCGACCCAUGGAACGUCUCCCAAGCCAACACCAUCACCGGAAGAAGCGAUCAUCUCGAAAAAUCGCAAAGCACGGCAAGUCCGGGCGACGUAAACAGAAGCAAUUGGAGCCCGUACAGCCUCCGAGUUUGUGGAAUGUCUAUUGCGCCAUCAUCACCUUUUGGGCUCCAGAUUUCGUUCUCCGUUGUUUUGGGAUGCCUGCGAAGGAGCAACGGAGUGCCUGGCGUGAAAAGAUUGGGCUCAUCGGUGUUAUCCUCCUCGUUGCAGCAUUUGUUGGUUACCUCACCUUUGGUUUCACUGCAACCGUGUGUGGCCAGCCGCCCACCCGUCUGAAGGCUAAUCAUGUUGGCCGGGGUUAUAUGAUCUUCCACGGGAAGGCUUACGAUCUGUCUAAGUCGACGCACCCUGCUGCGGUCGGUAUCCCUGGAGGGUCAAACGUCCUGUAUGACCUGCCACACAAAUAUGGCGGACAAGAUGGGAGUUUCUUUUUUCAGAAAGUGAACGGCGCUUGCAAGGACUUGAUCACUCUUGCACCUGGAUCGGAUGUCCCUACCAACUCAAAAGGCGACUUAGCUUGGUACUUUCCCUGCACCGCUCUUAAUCAGGACGGCUCCAGCAAACCCAAUUUCACCGAGCCUUACUAUCUUGGGUGGGCCUGUCACACGUCCGGUUCAGCCCGCAAGGCGUUCUACGGCCUGAAGAGUGAUGGAGAUGUCUACUUCACAUGGGAGGGCAUUAAAAACAAGAGCAGAAACCUCGCUGUCUUCUCAGGGGACGUAGUGGACCUCGACUUGCUGCUCUGGUUUAACAAGUCCCAGGUCUCAUAUCCCACCAAAUUCGACCAGCUCCGGGAAAACCCAGAUGUCCGUGGUGUCGAUCUUACGUACUAUUUUCAAACGGGUGUUGAGAAGAAAAUUGGGAGGUGCUUAACUGAGAUCGCCAAGGUCGGUAGUAUAGACACCGAUACUGUUGGAUGCAUCGCUUCGAAAGUCGUUCUAUAUGUGUCACUGGUCUUCAUCUUGUCCGUCGUCAUUGUCAAGUUCAUCUUUGCCCUACUCUUCCAGUGGUUCAUUUCCCAUCGUUACGCUGCUCAAAGGACGAGCAUGGCGUCCGACCCCAAAUUGCGCAGCCAGCAAAUCGAGGAUUGGUCGAACGACAUUUACCGGCCUGGUCCCCGUGUCGCAGAUCCUCCUGUGCCAGAUCGUACUAGCAAGCGAGCUAGCUUCUUCCCUACCACCUCUCGGUUUUCCAGCCCAUACGUCAUUGGCAGUGGCGGGAAACAGAAAUCGCAGUAUAUAACUAUGGCCAGCCAUAAUUCCACGACUCGGCUCAUUCCGAGUACAUCUGGUUCCAUGUACAGAUCAGGUGAUGAUGAAAGCGCAGGUACGUUGAGCGCGGAAAUGUCCCGUCAGACGGGCAGUCGGACGAGUUUGGUACCACCGACAACACAGGAUAAACGUUAUUCAACAGCCGUAGGAAACGCAGGGGGCACUUUCGGACCUGCUGGAUUCAACCCGGAUUUGGUAAUUCCUCAACCGCCGCCAGAAUGGCAACCAUUUGGAUAUCCUUUGGCCCAUUCUCUCUGCCUAGUUACUUGCUACUCGGAAGGCGAAGAGGGUAUCCGCACAACAUUGGAUUCAAUUGCCCUGACAGACUACCCUAACAGCCACAAGACUAUCAUUGUCAUCUGCGAUGGUUUAAUCAAGGGCAAAGGCGAGGAAUUCUCUACCCCCGAGAUCGUUCUCCGCAUGGUGCAUGAUCACGUUGUCCCCCCCGAGGACGUGCAGGCUUACUCAUAUGUCGCUGUCGCCUCUGGAACCAAACGACACAACAUGGCCAAGGUGUAUGCCGGAUUUUACGAUUACGGCGAAACCUCCAUUGUGCCGCCUGAGAAACAACAGCGAGUUCCGAUGGUUGUUAUCGUCAAGUGCGGCACGCCGGAGGAAGCGACAGCAGCAAAACCCGGAAACCGCGGCAAGCGUGACAGUCAGAUUAUUCUUAUGUCCUUCCUGCAGAAGGUUAUGUUCGAUGAGAGAAUGACGGAACUUGAAUACGAUAUGUUCAAUGGCUUUUGGAACGUCACUGGAAUCCCACCCGACUUCUACGAAGUCAUACUCAUGGUUGAUGCGGACACAAAGGUCUUCCCCGACAGUCUGACCCACAUGAUCUCUGCCAUGGUGAAAGACCCCGAGAUCAUGGGUCUCUGUGGCGAGACGAAGAUUGCUAACAAGACCCAAAGUUGGGUUACGAUGAUUCAAGUUUUCGAAUAUUUCAUUUCGCAUCAUCAGGCCAAGGCCUUCGAAUCGGUCUUUGGUGGUGUGACAUGUCUUCCAGGUUGCUUCUCUAUGUACCGUAUCAAGUCACCGAAAGGGGGCCAGAAUUACUGGGUUCCCAUUCUGGCAAACCCGGAUAUAGUCGAGCAUUAUUCAGAGAACGUGGUGGACACGCUGCACAAGAAGAACUUGCUGCUUCUCGGUGAAGACCGUUACCUGACAACCCUCAUGCUUAAGACAUUCCCGAAGCGGAAGCAGAUUUACGUCCCGCAGGCAGUCUGCAAGACGAUGGCUCCGGAUGAGUUUAAGGUGCUACUCUCGCAGCGGCGACGCUGGAUCAACAGUACGGUUCAUAACCUUUUCGAGCUGGUUCUGGUUCGCGACCUUUGCGGAACGUUCUGUUUCAGCAUGCAGUUUGUCAUCUUCAUUGAACUUAUUGGUACCCUGGUGCUUCCAGCAGCCAUUUCGUUCACCUUCUACGUGGUGGUCAAGUCCAUCGUCUCGAAGCCCGUGCAGAUCAUCCCGCUUGUCUUGCUAGCACUGAUCCUUGGCCUUCCUGGCGUGUUGAUUAUUGUCACGGCCAGUCGGAAGAUCUACGUCUUAUGGAUGCUUAUCUAUCUGCUUUCGCUUCCCAUUUGGAACUUUGUGCUCCCGGUGUAUUCAUACUGGAAGUUCGAUGACUUUAGCUGGGGAGACACUCGUAAGACAGCUGGAGGUGACAAGGGUGGCCAUGACGCUGUCGAGGGUGAAUUCGACAGCAGCAAGAUUACCAUGAAACGGUGGCGUGAUUUCGAGAAAGAACGACGCCUCAAACUUCAAAACGGAUGGACACAGUCCCAACCAACAGGUCGGUACUCUCAGUAUGAGCCCUAUUCCGAUUACUAG